AGUUAAGAGUGACUCCCUUAUGAAGUUAUGAGGGAGAUCCCGGGGAGUUCCCAGGGACUGGGCAGGAGCGGAUCCCAAGGAUUGGCCUGAUCCUGAUAUGGGCCGGGAAGACUCGGGGCACCCCACCUUCCCCCUGGGACCCGCCAAGCUUCCCAACCCCAACCCUUCCCGCCACGCAGUGACCCACAGUCGAGGUUGCCAGACAACUGCUGCCUCUGCCUUAAAGACUAGGGCUAAGAAGUGGUGCUUGGCCCCUUACCCGAGACGGGCAGUGGGCGGGGCUUCCCUUCAGACCGCAGCCAAGAGGACAGGAUUCGGGACUCGUAGGAGGCGGGGCAUUACUGUUCUUGGAGGCCCCAUCUGCUCAGGUCAAAGUCCUUUUCUCAACACAAAGGGGCCCCAGUGCUGGCGUCUACUACAUUCGAGGUUGCAAAGUUCGAUGAGCAGCUGCCCCAGUCAAGGCCUCGGAGUACUACAGCACCUCCUUAUGGCCGAGCCGGGGAACGCCACCGUCCUUUUUAUUCCAUACACCCGGCUUCCCCCUCCCCGCCCUUAUGCUGUCCCUUUAAGAGGUUGACUCCACAGAGAAGAAGAGAGGAUUGUACCACCAGCAACGGACUGUGGGGAGAAAAAUCUCAGGCCGACUGACACUAAUAGCUAGCACUUGAACGGAAAUCCUCGUUAGAAGGGGCUUCAGGUCUCAAAUAGAUGGCCACGUUUCUCUGCAGAGGAUCUAGGGGAUCCUCCAACCUGAAACUUAGCACUGGCGACGAGAAAGGCAGACACACCUACCCGCCGGGAACCCAAUCCUGUUCCCCGCCCACCGCGGAGCUGGACUCUUAAAGGGCCAGAGGGCCUGGGGGCAGAGAGGUAGCAGAGGUGCUGAACCGGUGCCGGGCCUGAGCGAAGGGCCGGAGCGGCUAGGCUGGGCCCAGGAUGGCGGCGGCCCUGGCACGGGUCCCGGUGGCGCCCCGUGUGAGUUCCUAAGCUGGUGCCAAGCAGGUGACACUUCCUGUAGCCCCCAGCAUGCUGGCAGGCCUGGGCCCCACCAUCACACUGGCCUUGGUGCUAGCGGUGGCAUGGGCCAUGGAGCUCAAGCCCACAGUGCCACCCAUCUUCACAGGCCGGCCCUUUGUGGUAGCAUGGGAUGUGCCCACACAGGACUGUGCCCCACGACACAAGGUGCCACUGGACCUGAGUGCCUUUGAUGUGGAGGCUUCACCUAAUGAGGGUUUUGUGAACCAGAAUAUCACCAUCUUCUACUACGACCGUCUAGGCCUGUAUCCACGCUUUGAUUCAACUGGGACAUCGGUGCAUGGUGGUGUGCCACAGAAUGUUAACCUCCGGGCACACCUACAGAUGCUGAAGAAACCUGUAGAGCACUAUAUUCGCACCCAGGAGCCUGCAGGGCUGGCAGUCAUUGACUGGGAGGACUGGCGGCCUGUGUGGGUGCGCAAUUGGCAGGACAAGGAUGUAUACCGCCAGUCAUCACGCCAGCUGGUAGCCAGUCGGCACCCUGACUGGCCAUCAGACCGAAUAGUCAAACAGGCACAAUAUGAAUUUGAGUCCAAUGCACGGCAGUUCAUGCUGGAAACACUACGCUAUGUCAAGGCAGUCAGACCUCGACACCUCUGGGGCUUCUACCUCUUUCCUGAUUGCUAUAACCAUGAUUAUGUACAGAACUGGGAGAGCUACACAGGCCGCUGCCCUGAUGUUGAGGUGGCCCGCAAUGACCAGCUGGCCUGGUUGUGGGCUGAGAGCACGGCUCUCUUUCCCUCCGUUUACCUGGACGAGACACUAGCUUCCUCUGCUCAUGGCCGCAACUUUGUCAGUUUCCGUGUUCAGGAAGCCCUUCGUGUAGCUCACACCCAUCAUGCGAACCACGCACUCCCAGUCUACGUCUUCACACGGCCCACCUAUACCCGCAAGCUCACAGGGCUUAGUGAGAUGGACCUUAUCUCUACCAUUGGCGAGAGUGCAGCCCUGGGUGCAGCUGGUGUCAUCCUCUGGGGUGACUCAGUAUACACCUCAAGUAUGGAGACCUGCCAGUACCUCAAGAAUUACCUGACACAGCUGUUGGUCCCCUAUGUAGUCAAUGUGUCUUGGGCUACCCAGUAUUGCAGCCGGGACCAGUGCAAUGGUCAUGGGCGCUGUGUGCGCCGCAACCCCAGCGCCAAUACCUUCUUGCACCUCAGCGCCAGCAGCUUCCGCCUAGUACCUGGCCGAGCACCUGGUGAACCCCAGCUGCGACCUGAGGGGGAGCUUAGCCGGGCGGACCUCAACUACCUGCAGACGCACUUUCGCUGCCAGUGCUACUUAGGCUGGGGUGGUGAGCAAUGCCAGUGGGACCACAGGCGGACAACUGGAGGUGCCAGUGGGGCCUGGACUGGUUCCCAUUUCACCAGUCUGCUGGCUUUAGUAGCUGUGGCCCUCACCUAGACCCUAUAGGAAUCUCCUACCUGGCUACCAAGCCAGCUGGCUUCUGCCACAAGGGCUUUCCUGGGCAUGUGAGAGCCUAUAGGGGGUAGACAAACUAGAGUCUGGAGGAGCAGAGCCCCCAAGAUACCCAGCAGGGCAUCCAUACUAGCUGUCGCACCCCUGUUCUAAGGGGGAGGGAAAGUCCCCUAAGAGGCCCCUUUCUACCUGUCAGAGGGGAAGGAGAAUACAGCUGGGCUGGGGAGGGCCUGACCCUACUCCCCUGCCCCUGGAUAGUUUAUUAUUAUUUUGGGGUCUCUUUUGUAAAUUAAAUAUGAAAUAACUGUU
Messenger RNA from Marmota monax (woodchuck), 2763 nucleotides. It is a transcript of the gene Hyal2, whose product is annotated as hyaluronidase 2. The transcript is spliced from 4 exons. The record is from RefSeq and is a predicted model, not a curated record. Gene Ontology annotation, molecular function: hyaluronoglucuronidase activity; hyalurononglucosaminidase activity. Gene Ontology annotation, biological process: carbohydrate metabolic process; hyaluronan catabolic process. Bases 1027 to 2439 code for a protein of 470 amino acids. Lineage: Eukaryota; Metazoa; Chordata; Mammalia; Rodentia; Sciuridae.